This is a messenger RNA of Nelumbo nucifera (sacred lotus), 2941 nucleotides long. Its product is annotated as Pentatricopeptide repeat (PPR) superfamily protein. The record is from RefSeq and is a predicted model, not a curated record. Lineage: Eukaryota; Viridiplantae; Streptophyta; Magnoliopsida; Proteales; Nelumbonaceae. Gene Ontology annotation, molecular function: protein binding; zinc ion binding; RNA binding. Gene Ontology annotation, biological process: RNA modification.
GAUAGAACCAGUUAUAGUCAAGGUUUAAAGUAUCAAUACUUAUUGUAUCAAGCUUUUCGAUACAUCCUUAUAGGUGUAUGGGGUUUUGACUGGUUUAGGGAGUGGACGGACCACCUUAUCUACCGGCGUACUGGACAUAAUGAAUUAGUUCAUGAGUAGAUUGAGGUACAUUAAUUCUUUCACCAUCCCAUAAUAGCAUCCGAUCUCACUUUUCACCCCUUGUCUUAACAAUUGCAGCUGUAUAUGAAUAAUUAAUAUGCCUAUCUCGAGUUAGGGUCCUCUCAAUUGUAGUUUCCAUUUUUAAUUCAAGACCAGUAUCACUAUUUUGAAGAGCCCAUAAAUAAGUCAUUUUGCUUUUAGAAAGGCGCGUUCACCAAUCACAACCCGUUGAUUGAUUGGAUAUUGCCGGAGCGGGUCUAGUCUAGGAUUUCAUUUCAGAUGACCUCGAAAUCGUAUCAGCUCUAGUGGUUAAAAUGCAGUUCUGGGUGCUUUUCGUUGCCGUACAUGCAGUGGGUUUGUGAGAGACUGGCAGCACAAUGCGAUGAGAUGGCCGACUCAUCGUUUCUGUGCGUCUUUGCCGCACUACUACCGCUCCCUCUUAAGAGCAUGCGCCCAUCGAACCUCUCUCGAGGAGGGCGAGAAGCUCCAUGCCACUCUCAUCAAGAAUGGCCUCGCAGCCUCCCCCGGCGCUUUCCUUCACAACGCACUCCUCCAUCUGUACGCCGCAUGCGGCCUCGCAUUGUCCGCUCGUCGAGCAUUCGAUCAAAUUCCCUUUACGCACAGGGACACUGUCGACUGGACCACCUUGAUGGGCUGCUACGCUCGCAAUGGGCUGCCAGAGGAGGCGCUGGUUCUCUUCCGUCAGAUGCGAGGAGAGGGCGUACGGCUCGAUCAGGUAUCCUUGGUCAGUCUCUUUGUCGCGUGCGCCCGCCUCGGAGAUUUUCGCGCUGGGGCGCAGGGGCAUCUCUGCAUGAUCAAAAGUGGACUUCAUUUCACAGUCACCGCGAGUAACGCAGCUAUGGACAUGUACGCCAAGUGUGGGCGAAUGGACGAUGCGAGACGGGUAUUCGACGAGAUGAGCGAGCCGAGUGUUGUCUCUUGGACAGUAAUCCUCACUGCUACGCUGAAGUUGGAGGGGACACAGAAAGGAAGACGGGUGUUCGAUGAAAUGCCGGAGAAAAACGAGGUUGCCUGGACAGUGAUGAUCUCAAACUAUGUGGAGAAUGGGUUCUCUAGGGAAGCUCUUGCGCUGCUUUCCAGUAUGCUAUCAUGUUUGUGCUUGGAGCUUAACCAUAUCACUCUCUGUUCCCUUUUGUCAUCCUGCUCACUCUCUGGAGAUCUUACGGUGGGAAGGUGGGUUCAUGUCUACGUCUUGAAGACAAUGAAGAAAGAGAUGCAUCUUAUGGUGGGAACGGCUUUGGUGGACAUGUAUGCCAAAUGUGGGAGGAUAGAUGCUGCUUGCCGAGUCUUUGAGGGUAUGUCUCGCCGGAAUGUUGUAGUUUGGAAUGCCAUGCUCGGUGGUCUUGCCAUGCAUGGACGUGGCAGGGCGGUGUUGAAUCUUUUUCCUCGCAUGGUUGCUGAAGUCAAGCCAGAUGAUGUAACCUUUGUGUCCAUUCUGAGUGCCUGUAGCCACUCGGGGCUGGUUGAUCAAGGUUGCCGCUACUUCCAUGACCUUGGUCCUGUGUAUGGGAUAAUGCCUAAGGUUGAGCACUAUGCUUGCAUGGUAGAUCUAUUGGGACGGGCAGGUCGACUGGAAGAAGCUGAGAUCCUAGUGAAGAAGAUGCCAAUUCUCCCAAAUGAAGUUGUGCUUGGUUCGCUCUUGGCCUCCUGCAGUCUCCACGGAAAGCUUCAACUGGGCGAACGUCUUCUGCAAGAGUUAGUUCAGAUCAAUCCCCUCAACACUGAAUAUCAUGUGCUGCUGUCCAACAUGUAUGCAUUGGCUGGAAGGCGCGACAAAGCUGAUUCUCUCCGCCAGCAUCUCAAGAACAUGGGAAUAAUGAAGGUGCCUGGCAUGAGCUCUAUUCACCUGAAUGGCCAAGUUCAUCAAUUCAGUGCAGGGGACAAGUCACAUUCUCAAAUCAAAGAGGUGUACACUAUGUUGGAUGAGAUGAUUCGAAGGUUGAGAUUGGCGGGUUAUGUCCCUAGCACUUCUUCUCAGAUAUUCUCUACUUCUGAAAGUGGGAUCGACGAUGCAGAUGUGCAAGAGGAGAAAGAGCAAGCGUUGUUCAAUCACAGUGAGAAGCUGGCUAUCUCCUUUGGGCUUAUGAGCACAAAACCUGGUAUGCCCCUCUACAUAUUUAAGAACCUGCGGAUAUGCCAAGAUUGCCAUUCUGCAGUAAAGCUUAUUUCCAGUGUUUAUGGCCGGGAAAUUGUCAUUAGAGAUCGUUAUCGCUUUCAUUGUUUCAAUCAAGGCUCGUGUUCUUGUUCCGACUACUGGUGAUCAUGACCAAAUCCUGCUAAUCAGUCAGAGCUGCGGUAGAGGGACCUAAUUUCUUACUGGGGAUCAACGAGUUACUUUGGUUGGAAUGCUGGAGCCUGGAGGUGGCAAUUUACGUACUAUUAGGUAUUAGUACGUCAUCAUAUAUGAUGGGCAUUAUAGUUGAAUUGUCAGUGUAGUUGGCAAAACGAUUCAUUUUCCACUAUCACCAUCUACGUUAGUUUGCUCAUAGUUCUCAUGCUUCCACAAGAAAAAGGACUUGGAUGGCUAGAACACAGCCUACACAUUCUAGGAAAAGAGAAUGUAGUAAUAAUAGAUCAUUAGGGGGACAUUCAGGGAUACAACUUGGGACAGGUUAACCUAAACCCAACCCAAAAAAUUUGGGUUGUUAGGGUUAAACCCUUGGGUAACCCAAUAAUCUGAAUUCAGAAUAUGAUUGUAACAUUGCAGAUCUCUCUGAUCUUGUUUACUUAUCAAAUGCGUAUAAAUGUAUUUACACAUGAA